Nipponia nippon (crested ibis) is the source of this 1136-nucleotide messenger RNA. The record is from RefSeq and is a predicted model, not a curated record. Lineage: Eukaryota; Metazoa; Chordata; Aves; Pelecaniformes; Threskiornithidae.
GCCCCCUCCCAGAUGUCGUUCGCCAAAGGAUUGUGGAGCUCGCCCACCAAGGGGUCCGGCCGUGUGACAUCUCCCGGCAGCUCCGCGUCAGCCACGGCUGCGUCAGCAAAAUACUUGGCAGGUAUUACGAAACCGGGAGUAUUAAGCCUGGAGUGAUUGGAGGAUCAAAACCAAAGGUCGCCACACCCAAAGUCGUUGAAAAAAUUGCAGAGUACAAACGCCAAAAUCCCACCAUGUUUGCCUGGGAGAUCAGGGAUAGACUCCUUGCUGAGCGAGUGUGUGACAAUGACACCGUGCCCAGCGUCAGUUCAAUUAACAGGAUCAUACGGACGAAGGUGCAGCAGCCACCCAAUCAGCAGGUUCCAGCCUCCAGUCACAGCAUAGCCUCCACGGGUUCUGUGACCCAGGUGUCCUCCGUCAGCACUGACUCCGCCGGCUCGUCCUACUCCAUCAGUGGGAUCCUGGGAAUCGCCUCCCCGGGCACCGAGAGCAACAAGCGCAAGCGGGACGAAGGUAUUCAGGAAUCUCCAGUACCAAAUGGCCAUUCUCUCCCAGGCAGAGAUUUUCUUCGGAAACAGAUGCGAGGAGACCUUUUCACCCAGCAGCAGUUAGAAGUGUUGGAUCGAGUCUUCGAGAGGCAACAUUAUUCUGAUAUUUUCACAACAACUGAGCCCAUCAAACCAGAGCAGGCAACUGAAUACUCAGCCAUGGCAUCAUUAGCUGGUGGAUUAGAUGACAUGAAGGCCAAUAUAACCAGCCCUACUUCUGCAGAUUUGGGAGCGAGCGUUCCUGGGCCUCAGUCAUAUCCUAUUGUCACAGGUCGCGAGCUGGCAAGCACAACCCUCCCAGGAUACCCUCCGCACGUCCCCCCUGCCGGACAGGGCAGCUACUCUGCUCCAGCACUGACAGGAAUGGUGCCUGGGAGCGACUUUUCUGGGAGCCCGUACAGCCACCCACAAUAUUCAACGUACAAUGACUCAUGGAGAUUUCCCAACCCUGGACUCCUGGGCUCCCCAUACUACUACAGUGCUGCAGCCCGUGGGGCAGCCCCGCCAGCGGCUGCAGCUGGCCACGAACCCCCCCGCCGCUGGGUGGAGAAGCUCCCUGAUCCUGGUGAGACGAAGAUCUGGCUGUAG